Messenger RNA from Racocetra persica, 2000 nucleotides. The record is from the annotation of a GenBank genome assembly. Lineage: Eukaryota; Fungi; Glomeromycota; Glomeromycetes; Diversisporales; Gigasporaceae.
AUAGGAGAGAUCCUCGACUGCGGGAUGCAGAAGAACUAGGGUGGACUAUAAUAACUAGAAACGGUGAAGAUUAUGGACAUGCCAAAUCAAAAACUCGUGAUGUUGAUGAGCGUGGACGAGCCAAAUCAAGAACUCGUGAUGUUGAUGAACGUGGACGAGCCAAAUCAAAAACUCGUGAAGUUGAUGAGCGUGGACGAGCCAAAUCAAGGACACGCGAAGCGGAAGAACGCGAGCGAGCUAAAUCAAGGACACGCGAAGUGGAAGAACGUGAGCGAGCUAAAUCAAGGACACGCGAAGUGGAAGAACGUGAGCGAGCUAAAUCAAGAACACGCGAAGUGGAAGGACGUGAGCGAACUAAAUCAAGGACACGUGAAGCAGAAGAACGUGGACGAGCUAAAUCGAGAACUCGUGAAACAGAUGAACGUGGACGAGCAAAAUCAAGGACUCGUGAAACCGAUGAGCAUGGACGAGCAAAAUCAAGAACACGAGAACAGGAAGAUAGAGAAAGGGCUGAAAAAGCCACACGCGAUAAAGAAUACGAGAUAUUAUUAAUGGAAAAGGAAAAGCACACACUUCGACGUGAAAAGACUAAACAUGAAACUCAUCAUGAAAAAGAUGACACUCAUACGUCUGAAGUAAUGAUUCAUAUUGAGGAACUUCGUCAAUACAGAGAAAUGUCAUUAACGUCCAAUACGACGGCUCUGGAUGUUUUAACUUACUUUCGUAGUGAUGGUACAAUCUCAGAUGCCGAUGCUUGGACUUUAUUCGAAGUAAUAACAGAUUUAGGAUUGGAACGUCCAUUGAGGGACUGGGAAUUUGUUACCAAAGUUACUGGAUCUUGGGAAUUAGAUAAGGAUAAUUCACUAGUUUUAAAAAAAUAUGCAUACAGGAGUCCACUAACAUUACAGGGUUUCAAAAAUACAAUGCCAAUAAUGGUUGGUUUUUUACACCUUGAGAUCAAGAAAAACAAAUGGCAAAAACGUUACUUUCAAAUAAAAGACGGUUCAAUUUAUCAUAGCAAAGAUUUAAAGGGAACAAAUGAAACAUUUCUUUGUUCAAUGGUAUCAUUUGAUGUAUAUACUUGUACACAUAUGACCAAAAGAUAUCAGACCAAGUUCGCUUUUGCACUAAAAUCUCAAGAUAGGAUUACAAUGUUUUUAAAUCCAGAAAAUGAUUACAUUCGCUUCUUGUGUGCGGAUGACUUGGAUACAAUGAAUAAUUGGAUUUUAAACAUUAGAAUGGCCAGAAACCAUGUAAUGCGUCGAGAAAGACCAGAACUGUUUGUUGGGAUACCUUCUAAAAUUGAAAAAGUACCUUCACCGAUUAAUCUUGACAUGCCGUUAACCAACGCAUUACCGGCAGCAGUUUCUGAGACAACCUCAUUAAUGAGUGAGAUUACGUUUGAAUUGGCAACUCUUGGCGGACCUGAUUUAAAACAAAAACCAUUAGCAUCUGCUCAAGUAACAACAGUUACACAGGAUACGACAGGAACUACUGCACAGAAUACGACACAAUCUACCACUAAUCAAUUGGAUACUUUGCGUCGUCAUGCGCGUAGUUCUUCAGGAAAAUUUGUAGACUUUGCUUCCAGUCGCCCUUCAAUUACUCCUCAACUAAAUACCAAAGAACUUAAGAAAACUGAACCAUUUAGUACAUCAAAUCCGCUUUCUCCGUCUGUUGAUGAAUCAAGAAAGAAUCAAUCUUCUGGACCGUUUAAAGGUGGUUCCCUGUUAGAUUAUGAUGAAAAAAAUCCACCAAUGAAACCCGCAGAAGUAGAAACUGUCACUUUUGCAAAAGGUUCAUUGUUAGCAACAAGUGAAGCUUUAUUUGAACAAGCAAAAGAGCGAGAAAAAGCUCGCCGAGGUGGUACUAUCAAAGAUUUGAAUGGAAAUAAUACAAUAAAAUUCCAAAAGGGAUCUUUAUUAAGUAUUCGCUUUCACAAAGGAUCAUUAUUGGCGAAAAGCAAAGAGUAUCAUGAUAAUCACGGAACGAAUGAUCGG